Messenger RNA from Penicillium cosmopolitanum, 759 nucleotides. RefSeq lists its product as uncharacterized. The record is from RefSeq and is a predicted model, not a curated record. NCBI's taxonomy places the organism in Eukaryota, Fungi, Ascomycota, Eurotiomycetes, Eurotiales, Aspergillaceae. The transcript is spliced from 5 exons. The coding region runs from base 1 to 759 and encodes 252 amino acids.
AUGCCGCCCAAACGGAAGCGCGCCAGCGAAAAUGACGAUGAAGCGACCGAAUCCAAGCGAUACGCGCAUCUGAAGCCGCAAGUUCGUCGCGUUCCCGAAAAGACCAUCAAGGCGAAAUGGACCACUCUCCCCGAACCGGUCCAGGAUAAGGUCCGGGACCUAUUCCACUCGCUAGAGCGACCGGUGAUUAUGCGCAAUAAAAAUGAACAGAAGCGCAUUGAGGCGCAGAGUGCAGUCCAGGCAGUGGUGCGCAAUCUUGGAAAGCGACUGCCACGAAUGCCCUUCCCUCCGAUCACCAAGGACUCCAACUUUGAUUACGAGUCUGCGCUCAAUGAACAUCGUGGCCUCGAAGCCAAAUUGUCCACGAUGAAUGACAGUAUCGACCUCUUGAAAUCCGAAAUUGCGAAGGAGGAGGCACUUCUUGCCAGCGAGAAGAAAGCGUUGCAAGAGAUGGAUAAAAACGCCAAGCGGGCAGACGCUGAGAGAAAACGCCAGAUGAAGAAGGAGCACCCUGUUCUCCGACAGUUGGACAACCCGAAGGAAGCUCAAGAUGGUCAAUCAUCUGAAUUUACACUCGCGGAUGCCAAGAACAGCCAGAUCAACCUUGAUGAUUUGGACGAUGACCCCGAGGUCCAGGUCCUCAUGAAACAACUCCACGGCCAUCUCCAGUCCAUGCAGAGCAAUAUGGCCCCGCUCACAGGGCUGAGAGAUGCCCUCACCCGAUCACAAGCUGCAUUGGAUCUGUUCUCGAACGAUUGA